Thlaspi arvense is the source of this 1336-nucleotide messenger RNA. Lineage: Eukaryota; Viridiplantae; Streptophyta; Magnoliopsida; Brassicales; Brassicaceae. The record is from the annotation of a GenBank genome assembly.
AUUUUUGAUUCUCCUUAUCUAUUUGGUUUGAAUACAUAUGAAAAAAUACGAAAUCCUUCUCUAAUUGGGUUAAAUCAAAUUACAUAUCUUUAAGCCCAUCCCUCUCUAUAAAUACCAAUUACCAUAACCUUCGAAGACACCAUCAUUAGCAAAGCACAUAACGUAAGAAAAUGAAAAACUGUAUGGCUCUCUCUGGUUCACAAAAGAAGCUGCUCCUACUCGUCUUAGUGUUUCCAUGUCUCUCUUCAACAGGCGCAGAGGCGUGGAGCUGGAGCUGGAGCAUCGGAUUGGGAUGGGGCUGGGGAUCGGACGGCUCAAGUAGCUCUAGCUCAGGUCCUGGUUCCAACUCUGACGGCUCAGGCAGCUCUAGCUCAGGUGGCUCGAGUCCUGGUUGGGGUUGGGGUUGGGCCUCCAGUCCUGAAUCACCUGGCUCGAGCCUUGGAUCACCCGGAUCCAAAAAAUCUGGAUUAGGUUCAGGUUCAUACUCAAGCAGUUUGAACAACUCUGGAUCAUCAGGCGCAGAGACUGACAGCUCGAAAAACUCCGGAUCAGGUUCAGAUUCAAACUCUGGUUGGGGCGGGACAUGGGGCUAUGAUGUUCCAAGCGGCUCCGGCUCAGGUUCGGUUACUAACCCUGAUGGAUCAACUUGGCAUUGGCAUUGGGAUCCUAAGACAGGCUGGACUUGUACAUGGAGUCCAGGGCCAAGCCAUAGCUAUUCAAGCAGUGUGGCCUCCCUAUCGGAGAGUGAAUCACCAAGCAGUUUGGGCCCAGUCUCGAAAAGUGAAGUUCCAAGAAAGAUUGUAGUGGGAGGAUCUAACGGAUGGACAAAAGGAACAGAUUACAGGGAGUGGGCUUCCAAGAAUAUUCCUUUCUAUAUAGAUGAUGUUCUUGUUUUCAAGUACGACAAACAUGCUAAGGAAAGGAAUAAUGUUUAUUUGUUCCAAGACCCAAUGAGUUACUGGAACUGCGACUUUAAGAAUGGAAAGAAGAUUGGAUCUAGGAAUAUAGGAUCCCAAGACAGCUUCAAUAUUACACUAAAGAUAAUACAGCCUUACUUCUUUGCUUCGGCCGAGCAUGAUGGUGCUUAUUGCAGCAGGCACAAAAUGAAGUUCGUCGUGUUCCCAAUUCCUCACCGUUCUGGCUAAUAUUAAAAUCUGUAGCCUUUUUAUCAAAUAAAUAAAGUGUUGACGUUACUAGUCUUGAAUUUUAAGUAAAGGCAUUGUAGACUUUAGAAAGGUUGACGGUAAAAUAUGGUUAACGCCUAACUCGAUUACCUUCCGUGAUGUGUGCUGACACGUCAUACAAUAAAAGAAAACGGCGGUAAAUUGUAACUGAG